This is a messenger RNA of Durusdinium trenchii, 2063 nucleotides long. Lineage: Eukaryota; Dinophyceae; Suessiales; Symbiodiniaceae. The record is from the annotation of a GenBank genome assembly.
CGUUACUAUAACACGUGUUAUUUCCUGCUACCUUGAUGGCAUGCCUUGCUUGCAAAAGCUGACAAGGUGGCGAUGGCGGAAGAAGAGGAAGUGCAAGAAAAAUUGCAGGUCUCCAAGAAGCAAGCCGUGCAACUUGCUGGCCCAGGAGGUGCUGGCCCUGCCUCCAAGAUAGAGCAAAGGACAUCGACUCAAGUCUUGGUUGAGCACAAUGCCAAAGGUGCUGAGGUGACAGUGAAAGGCCCAAAGGCCAAAGUUGCCAAGGCAAUGACCAUGCUCAAAGUGUUGGUUGCUUUUAAAGAAGCGGCCUCCCCAGAGGAGCGUGGGCUUUGUCAUUGGUUUGCCUGUGGCUUUUGCCGAGACGGCAGAGAUGAUGAAGAUGGCUGUGAGGCUGGUUUGCACUCCUCGAAGAUUAUUGCUGAAACUCAGGCUGCCUGGCUUGCCAAAGCUCCAAAGAACGAGGCCAUCUCAAAGGUGAACGCGCGGCCCUUGCUCCUCGUUGUGUCUUGCGGCGGUGCUGGGCCUCCAGUCCUUCCGUCAACUCCAGGGGCUCCAGGGCUGGUGGGACCCCGUCCACAAGCUGGUGGGGGAAUAGGCUGUCCAGAGGAGGAUCUUCUCGAGUUGUGCAUGGUUGCCGUCGAUUGGGAAGCUGGUGGUGAGGUGAGCCGCUUCCAUCGUUUCAUAAGGCCAACAAUGUGGGAUCAACAAGAUGCACACAUGCGGGAGGCUAACCCAGCUGCUUGCUUCUCUGACAAGCCAGCAGCAGUCCAUUUUACCGAUGCAUUAGCAGAUCUACUUGAUUGGCUGCCCAGACUGCUGGGAGUUUCGAUGGACGAGAUGCGCACGGAAGACAUUCUCUUCGUAAGCCCAAGGGACUUCGAAGUCCAGUCGCUGCUGCCGAGGCGCUGUUCCUUAAAUGGAGCUGUGGAUUACGGUUUACAGGAUUUCUUCUUUCGACGCUGGUGCUGCUUGAAGGAUGUUUUCCGAGAACAUUUUGCAUUGCCGAAUGAGGCAGCUCCGAAUGGCUUGAAUGCCAUGGCUCGGUAUCUGGGGCUUCCUCCGAGUGACAAGACCAGACGCACCUUUUGCUUGGACGAGAAUGUGUCGGUGGUGCGAGUUGUCCUGGAGCUACUGAAAAAGGGCUGGAAGCCAAAAGCAACGGCAUGGCGACAUGCAGUUGGCGCCUCCACCACGUUCCUCCUUCCCAGACGCGGAGACCUCCCAGACAUGGAGCAAAACUCCAGAAAGCGAGGCUUUUGGGAGGUGGAGGCCCCACCUCCAGCGCCGAUCAUUCCCAAGCUGCCGCCAACGGCGAAGAUUAUCGGUGCUACAGCGAAAGUUGCCCCGAAGCCGAUUCCACCGUGGCAAAGGGCUGGACUGCCUGUGCCUCCACCGCCAGAGCCAGAGCCGGCAAUGGCUGAGGCACAGGCAGAGCAAACACAAGAGCUGGAGCAGCCGGAGCCUGUUGAACAGACUGAGCUGGAAGCAGCACCGUUCAUGGCAGAGCCAGUUGAACCUGUGGAAUCGGUGGGGUUAGAAGCCAUGGAUUUCCUCGCAGAAAUCUCUGCAGAGCUUCCAGCAGGGACCACCUUUGAAGCUGUCGACUAAAGGACUCAGAGCUAAGCUGCUAUGCUGGCGAAAUAGCUUCCUAUGGCAGUUCGGAUUUGAGAGCAGUAUGCUUUUCGAAUGGCAUUUGCAAAUCUGCUCAUGUAUCAAGGACCUUAAGUGGUGCCAAUUUCUUCAGUUUCCGACACUUGAGCCGUGUGCUUCUGCAACCAAUACACCAGCCUAAUCAAAGGAAGUUUAGUUAAGAGACUUCCUUAGUUACGAGCAGUUACUGUAAAUAGCGCAGGCAAUAGUUAGUGCAGGUAAUACGCAGUGCGGACAAAUAGCUUGGUGUAGACAAAUAGCUAAGUUUAAGAGUUAGCCGUUAGCGUAGACAGUAGCCAAGUGAAGUGCUAGCUAAGUCUACACAUGCACUUUCAGUGGCCAUGGGGCAAUGUGGACGGUUUUUCAUGUAAGGCGCUGUGCGAAUCCAUGCGUUUUCUUGAGAGAAUGUGUGCGCC